AUUGACGUGAUGGAACUGAGUACAGUGAGUGCUCUAGCCGAGGCUCGUCACACGGCGUACAUCAGGGGGCGCUGGGUGUACUCCGACAUAGACGGCGAACUGCAGUACAAGGUCGUCGAACCGACCCUGCCUAGCAACGGCGACUAUACGCCGUGUUUUGCGUGGGUUUCAGAGAGCAAAUCCACGGCAAGGAGCCCGGACUCGGAGACGAAUCAGCGGAAUCCAGCAUACACGAUAACCGCGGGCCUGUCUAAUACAAGCCAGUUUGUAUCCAUCCUCACCUUCUAUCUGGACGUGAUUCUGCCGAGGAAACAGAGCUAUAGUGAGUUCUGCACGGCCGAGCUGAGCGAGCGUGCGUUCGCUCGCGCUGUGUCCAAGCUCAACGUCAACGUGCUGCAACUGUGCUUCACGCAGCACGUGAAUCCCGACCUUCUGCACGGACAGCAGACGAUCAGGAACCUGCUGCUCUGCCUCAACGAAGAGACGAGCGAUCUCGGAAGGUCGGGUCCGUUCGAGGUUGGCCUCGAGAUUGUGCAAUUCGUCGACGACGUCAGCUGGGAGGAGCUUAGCGCGGCAACGGACAGCGACGGCGGCGGUGACGACGACGACGACGACGAUGACGACCUCGCGGGCGACUGGGAGACGGUCGUCGACACGAACGUGCCGUGCGCGGCCGAGCCGUCGUCCGUGGCGACGCGCGGCGCCGGCGGCGGUGAGAGCUCGAUGGCGAGCGUGCGCUCGACGACGACCCGACCCGACCUGCACGCGCACGCGACCCCGAGCAUCGCCGGCGGGCUCGUGUCGACGGCGGCGGCGUCGGUCGCGUCGCUGUGGCGCUGGCGCACGAGCACGGUGGUGCGCAAGUCCUGA
This is a messenger RNA of Priapulus caudatus, 870 nucleotides long. RefSeq names its product beclin 1-associated autophagy-related key regulator-like. Lineage: Eukaryota; Metazoa; Priapulida; Priapulimorpha; Priapulimorphida; Priapulidae. The coding region runs from base 10 to 870 and encodes 286 amino acids. Gene Ontology annotation, cellular component: mitochondria-associated endoplasmic reticulum membrane contact site; phosphatidylinositol 3-kinase complex, class III; autophagosome. The record is from RefSeq and is a predicted model, not a curated record. The transcript has 4 exons. Gene Ontology annotation, biological process: autophagosome assembly; cellular response to starvation; mitophagy.